GGUUUUCUCUUACAAAUUAUUUUAUAAAUAUUAUUUUUUUCUUCCUUCUGUAUAAGGAACAGGAAUUCUGUCUAAUAAUCUAAUUACUAGGUCGUAAAAUGUCAGCUGUUGCUUAUAAACUGUAUAUAUACAUUUGUUUAAUAAGUUCUGUUUCUGUUAUCACAAUAGACCUGGUUUUGCUUGAAAAGUAUAAACAUUUCACACUUUUUUCACAGCACAAUGUAGCAACAAAUUACAACCCACACAAUGUAAACGUUUUUUAUCCUUUUGUUUGCUUUAGAUUGGAAAUUUAAAUUAUUCCGAAAACCUUAAAGACCAAAAAGUGGAAACAAGUUGCAAAGCACUUGAUGAGCAUAUAUCCUUUGCCCUUUUUU
Messenger RNA from Ascoidea rubescens DSM 1968, 374 nucleotides. RefSeq lists its product as uncharacterized. The record is from RefSeq and is a predicted model, not a curated record. The coding region runs from base 99 to 293 and encodes 64 amino acids. The transcript has a single exon. NCBI's taxonomy places the organism in Eukaryota, Fungi, Ascomycota, Saccharomycetes, Ascoideales, Ascoideaceae.